Molecule: messenger RNA, 4886 nt
Organism: Stomoxys calcitrans (stable fly)
Lineage: Eukaryota; Metazoa; Arthropoda; Insecta; Diptera; Muscidae
Gene: Notum
Product: palmitoleoyl-protein carboxylesterase NOTUM
Exons: 4
Coding region: 131-2458 (775 amino acids)
Molecular function (GO): hydrolase activity
Source: RefSeq, a predicted model, not a curated record
AUAAAUACGAAUUUUUUGCUAAUCAAACGAAAUGCAUAUGUGCAAAAAAAUUUCGUGCAAAUGAAAUGAAUUAUUCUACUUAAAAAAAAAAUUUAUAUCAAAAGCGUUACUCUUACAAAAAUAUUCUGUCAUGCAAAUGCUCAAACAAAAAGGAGUGAAUGAAAUAUCGCAAAACUUUGAAGAGAUUAUUUUCAGCUCCAAUAAAUGGAUUAAAUGCAAUGAUUUAAAGACACAACCCAUCAAUGGUUUAGCUGAGACACAGAAAACCCACCAAAUGAAAUUCACCACACCACAAAUACAACACUUCCAAGCCAAGACGCAAAUAAUGGCAAGACUUAAAACAGAAUUGUUACUAGUCGCCAAAACAAAAACCCAAACAACCGCAGUCAUAACGGCUUGCGUUUGCCGGCAAACUUGCUGCUCAACAAAUCAAAGGUUAUUGCAGUUAACACAAAUAUGUUUACUAUUCAUAUUGGCCAUAAUAUGCAGUGGGAAUUUUAUUGUUACCGCUGCACCCUCACACCAAAGUCAAACUUCGGGUUUUGCAGUGGCAGCUUCACUUCCUUUGCUAUCAAAUACAAUCUUGGGAAAUGCCAUCAAUGCUUCCUCUGCUGCAGUUCAAGAAGAGGCAGCAAACACAUUAACCGAGACUAACUCAGUACAUGGUGGUCAUCAUGUAGCGGGAGCCCAUAAUCAUGAGCAUGGAGCACGUGCUCUAAAGAAGGCCUUGCUAACCAAUCGCAGCAUUGUUUGUAACGAUGGUUCGGCCAUGAGUUUUUAUUUGCGCAAAAACCCCAAUUCCAAAAAAUGGAUAGUGUUUCUUGAGGGCGGCUGGCAUUGUUAUGAUGUGAGAUCGUGCAGGGCUCGUUGGAAUCGUUUGAGGCAUUUAAUGACCUCCACCGAUUGGCCGGAUACCAGAGAUGUUGGUGGCAUACUUUCCCCUUUACCCGAGGAAAAUCCCUAUUGGCACAGUGCCAAUCAUGUCUUGGUACCCUAUUGCAGCAGUGAUUCCUGGUCUGGCACCAAUUCCACAAUUGAUUCCUCGGAAUUUUCCUUUCGCUUUAUGGGUGCUCUCAUACUGAAACAAGUCAUAGCUGAUCUGAUACCCAUGGGUUUGGGUCGUGUGGCCGGUGCUGAACUUCUGUUGGUGGGCUCUUCAGCCGGUGGCUUGGGUGUAAUGCUGAAUUUAGAUCGCAUAGCCCAUUAUUUGCAAGUUGAGCGUAAACUGCAGGUUACAGUGCGAGGUGUCAGCGAUUCAGGUUGGUUUUUGGAUCGCGAACCCUAUACACCUUCGGCUGUAGCCUCAAGUGAGGCCGUACGCCAGGGUUGGUCUCUGUGGAAGGGUCUGCUGCCAGAGGCCUGUGUAGAACAAUACAAGGCAGAACCCUGGCGCUGUUAUUUUGGCUAUAGGCUUUAUCCUACUAUGAAGACACCUCUAUUUGUUUUCCAAUGGCUUUUUGAUGAAGCCCAAAUGAGAGCAGAUAAUGUGGCCGCUCCCGUUACCCCACACCAAUGGAAUUACAUACAUGCCAUGGGUGGAGCUUUGCGUUCCUCAUUGGAUAAUGUAACUGCGGUGUUUGCCCCCUCCUGCAUUGGCCAUGCGGUGUUGUCAAAACGUGAAUGGUUGAACCUGAAGAUCGAUGAGAUCUCUUUGCCCACUGCCCUUAGAUGCUGGGAGCAUUCAACCAGACCUCGUAAGAAGCGUCACGAUAAGCUAAAACGCUCUACAGAAGCCACCAUCAGCCACAAGGAUGCUAAGAGGCGCAGAGAAAGACAGCAGCAAAGAGAACAACAGAGGGAAAAGAGAAGGAAUAACGAAAACAAUGGCAAUGUGGAGCGUAAACGUUUAACCAAAGAAGAAAGACAAGAGCGCAAGCGUCUGAGGCAUGAGCAGCAGAAAAGGCGCCAGGAGAGACGCAAUCGCCGCAAAAAUAAUUUGGCAGAAGUUGAACAUGAGAGUAAUCUCACCAAUGCCAUACCCAGCACAGAGAACUCCACCGAUACUCAACAUCAGCGCAAAGAACAUAAAAAACGUAAACGCACUGAACAGGAGAAACAGAGACGUAAGCAAAAGAAACGCCAAAGAAGGAAAAAGGAACACAACUCCAUCGAUGCCAAUGAUCCCGAGCGGGAGCUGCAAAAGGAGCAACCCAUAAUGGUGGUGGUGGAGAAACAUCACAACAAUGCUUCCAAAAUAAAUAGGCGCAGCGGUGUACCGCGAGUCCCUGAAAGAUGUUCGCUGCGUCUAUUGGAGCGUUGCAGUUGGCCGCAAUGCAAUCACUCCUGUCCCACUCUGACCAAUCCUGUGACGGGAGAGGAAAUGCGAUUUCUCGAGUUACUGGCAUCCUUUGGCCUGGAUAUUGAGGCUGUGGCAACAGCUUUGGGUGUGGAUAUGCAAACCCUUAACAACAUGGAUCGUACGGAAUUGGUGAAUCUCCUAACUCAGCAAGUCAGCUGAUUCUCAACGCCUAUCCCCCUAAAAAAGGCUGAGGGCGAAUUUCAUUCCAAAGUACUUAGAGAGAGAGAGAGAGAGAGAGAGAGAUAACAACACGGAGUCAUAUAUACCUCAAAGAGAAAUAAUUAGAUAAUACUCUCGUUUUGGUGCUGCUUCAAGCAUGCACUUGCCAUGGCAAGGCCUCUCAAUUUGGGGCCGUUAGAGCAACUUUGUAUUGGCUUUGAAAUCUCUUUGCUGAAUUGCAAAGCAAACACUCACAUUCACACACCCACACACACACACACACACACCAUAAACCACACAGAUCCACUUAAAUUAAAGAGCCUUGUAUAUAUUGUAUGUAAAUAGCUGUUUUUUUAGCCUUUAAGUACAUAAAAGUUCAAAUUAUUUUGUAAGCGAAAGUUUAGUUUAAUUAGCUUUAGAAGUGACUAAAAAGAUGUGUGUGUGUAUGUAGUUCUAGCUUAAGCAUAGAACAAAUUGCAUUUCUCAGUUAGGCAAUGAACAAAAAAACAAAUUUGUUCUUAAAGAAAAGAUGGUGAGUGCGAGAGAGAGAGAAAGAGAGAGAUCGUGGUGGGUAAGAUUAGUAUGGCAACUCUGGAUAAAGACAAUGACUAUUAUUGAGACUUUCUACGCCCAUAAACCGAAAGAAAUAUUGAUACCAUACGACAUUGAUAGUGAAUUAACCCCGUACAAUGUAGUAUGUUAUAGAUUAAACGUUUUUCAUCAUCCAUGCCAUCCGGUAUUAUAUCCACGAACAACGGGGAUAAUUCACCAUUACAACAUUAAUUUUAUAGGCAAAAAUGAAUUGUAAGUUAUAACAGAAGCCUACACGCAAAAUGGAUAAGAAUUGCGCCCUUUAGGUGCUAAAUGGAUACUAGAUGUCUCAAAAAGUUUUAGCCUACUUACAUAAGAAUUGUGGCCUGUAGUUAUCCGAGAAGUCAAAACGAAUGAAUGGUUUAUAUGGUACACCGAAAGAAAAAUUAAUACCAGACGGUAUUAAUAGUGAAUUUACCCAGUUUUUUAUAAAUGUUUUACAUCGUCCAUAACAUUCCGUAUUGUUUUCACGAAUAACGAGGUUAAUUCACAAUUAAUUCCGUAAGGUACUAAGUUUUCUUUCGAUAUACUUACCUAGUAAUCCGAUCUUCCCUUUUGAUUUCUGCAAGCCAAAAUUCUUAUCCAAUUAGACUUAAACAUUACAUUUUGAGUUUUGCUAAUCACUAUUAAGACUCCUAGUAUCCCUUGAGUUAGAGCUGGCAAAAUAUCGAUGGCACUAUCAAUACUAUUGAUAUUUAAUUUUUUGACUGGAUACCGAUUGAUAAUUUUCCUAUGGAUAUGGAUAACUUUCCCUUAAGAUACAUUGCACCUAUCCGAUUAGGCUAACAUUUUUUACAAUUAUUUACAAUUAUUUUUCUCAAUAUUUGGUCUAUGCAUUGAUAUGGCUUCUAUAUAAAUCGUUCUCUUGAUUUUUACUUCUCAUUUUCGUUUGAAACAUAGCUGAUGGGAAAUUAACGAUAGUAUCAACACUAUCGAUAUUUAUUAUUAAAACUAUGGAAAAUGUCGAAUGUUGCCACUAUCGAUAGUUUGCCACCUCUACCUUGAGUACAUACAGGGCUCAAUUGUUAUCCAAAUAUGAUAAUAUUUUGCGUGAGGGUUUCUGUUAUGACCUUCAACUUGUUUUGGCCUAUAAAAAAGAUAUCGUCCAGAGAAUACGUGGGACGCAAUCCUUGGCAAGUUAAAUCUACACAGAAUUCGAUCCGAACAGACUUAAGCUUGAAAGCCUUUUGAGAACUAAUUCAUUGAACGCAAAGAAAUAAAAUCACAUAAAACUAAACUUAUUUUAACUUGUUAAAUUGUUAGAAGGACCUUUUGGUUUUGCAAAAGAUCCAUUUCUGAACUAAUUUUCUUAGCUUUUCUUCCGACUCUCUCUUGACCUCUUUGAAACAUCUUUGUUAGACAAUGGCCCUUAGCUGAGAUUUGCAACAACCACCCCUUAAAUACGCUGCUGUAAAGUAUUAAUUAAUUAUUUAACUAAUUAUUUAUCUUAAAAAAAAGCAAAAAGACAUACAAAAAAUGACAACAUCCCAGUUAAUAAUUAUAUUUGGUUUAAGUUUUUUUUUUUUAAUUUUUAGUUAAAGGAAAGUUUAUGUUUGUUUUUAUUGUUUUAGUUUUUUUUUCUUGUCUUUAAGAAGGAUGUGUGUUGUAUGCAAAACUAAACCAGAAAAAAAGAGUUAGAAAAAAAGUUAAAGAGAGAAUAUCUUAAACGAGACCACUGUCACCACUCCACAAUAUCACGCCUAUUGUAACUACUACAACUCUACUACUAGCCACACUCCCCUCUUUAUUAUAUCAUUCAUCUCCAUUAUGUAUGUUAACACAAAAUUAAUGCAACACAUAAGACUGCUAUUUGUUACAAUAUUUUAACUAAUUUAUU